AACCCGGUUCGCAGGUAGCCAUUCCACUGCAACUGUUUUGGCACAAGUUGUGUUGCCGCUUGUUGCCCUGUUUUCGAGUGCACGAUGUCGCGCUGGCCAGAUCAAGCUGGCGAGAUCAUGGAUAUAUUGUUGCCCUUACUGCACGAAUCGCAGAAGAUAUGGGCCACAGUUUGUCUUUGCGCAUUACUCUCUGCCGUUGUGUUCUCCAGCCGCAAAAAGGGGUCAGAUCGGAAUACACGGUCUGCGUAUUGCUCAUCAGGUCGUAACGAUCAAGAGCAGCAUUUAGACGCGCGUUUGCAGUGGCCCACAGAAGCAGAACAAGUGAACGUCAAAAAGCUAACCGACAGUUUGAGCCCGAAGGAGCGUGCACUGCUUGAGGCGUCCCCGCCUGAUGUGCAGCAUAUAGUUUUUUUGUCGCGUUUCUUGCGCGGAUUGGCAACUUUCGAUCUGGCGUUGGAACGAUUGAGAGAGACUCUUGCUUAUAGGGAAGAGCAUGCCGAACAGAUACGGCGUGCUCGAGAGCAGAUACCACAGGAUUCAAUGGAGUUUGAUUUGGACCACGUCUUGCAUGGCGAAUCUUUGAAAAAGGGCCUCAGGUUUAUCCCCCAGGGGUCGCAGGAUGGUUGUUUUGUCGAAGUCAUGUGCAUUCGCUACAUCGAGUUCGACAGGUACUUAUCUUGGCCUGUGGACGAUGUCCUGGAGUUGAUGGUGUCCGUAUUGGAGUUGUAUUCCGUUGUAUUGCACAAUCAGAGCGUGAAGCAGCACAAGAUGUGCCAGGUGUUCUUUGUCGAAGAUGCCUCUGGCUUUCCUGUAUCGAUUUUGUUCAAACCGCAUCUGUGGCUCGUGCAGUGCCGAGCACUUCUGCCUUUAGUGAAAUGUUACCCUGAGUUCCUUCACAGGGUACUUAUAUUCAAUGCUUCUGCUGGACUGAAACAGUUCGUUGCCAUGUUCGAACGAAUUGGAAAGUAUUGGUUCAAAAGCUGGUUUCCUGGCCAAGUCAGCGAAGCAGAGUUCGAUCACGAGAUGCGGAAGUACGAUGGCAAGCUCAAGGUGUUGUCCGUGGGGGACUGGGAAGAAGUCGCAGACCUAGCGUCCCUCACAAUAUUUGAGCAAUGGACGUUGGCAGUGCAACUCGAAGACGAUCGCGUAGCGCCUGGUCUGGUUGCACCAAGGUCUGUCCAGCUGAGACGAGGAGAGACACUGAAGUGGUCAAUCCGGUCGCAAGGUGGAGGUGGACAGCCGCUUGUUGCAUUUCUGUCUAGGGAGUCGCGCGAUGGCCAGGGCAUUCGCGGCGAGAGCCAGCUGCAGGUGUUGUCACACGAUUUCGGCUCUGGCACUUUUCUGGCACCGUGUGACGGUGUUGCGGUUCUUGUUUUGGACAAUUCUGCUGGAUGGACUGCUUUGAAGGAUGUCCACAUGCAGCUCGAGGUACAGAUGCCUCGGGACAACAAGGGGCGGCAUGCAGAUGACUGCAUGCAUCACAGUCACGGCUGGACAUGCUUUAGCUGCUGCACAGGAAGAGAGCGUGCAAUUGUGCACAAACUUUAGGCUGUCACCAGGCAUGUGUUUCUUCACCAGAACAAUUAGCACUGUGUAGAACAUGAUCCGCUCAUGCCGAAUUGGCAGGUGGCGGACAAGUCAAUGUGUGUCCAGUCAGGGUGCCCACUUAUGGCAGACAUGCCAGAUUUAUCGAACGGAUGCCCUAUCUGCGAUAGCCCACAGCUAUGCAGCACAUUAUGAUAAAGACGGGGCCCUGAACAAACGUGUCCCUGCUCCUCAUAUUCGCGCUCUUAGUUUUUUCCUCGUGCGGCGUUAUCCUCGCCUGCCAGCCGCACUGCGCUGGCACUUGCUGUCGUCUGUCCUCCUGUGAUUCGGGCGUGUCGCUGGCAGCAGCGGUCGAGAGCUCUCUCGAAGGCUGUGAAUAGGAGCACGAUCUCCGAAGUACAUUGAGGAGCUCAAUUCGACCCUGCCAGAAUCACCGACCCUGUUUUGUUUGGCAGACUUUUUCGCGCAGCAGCGUGCUGCUGCCACAGGAAAAAAAUGUGGCGAACGUCAUCCACCGCAGACCCUGAGACCUCCGACGGAUCGACCUUCUCGGCCCGCGGGCCGUGGAGGCCUCGGCCCCUG
This is a messenger RNA of Prorocentrum cordatum, 2127 nucleotides long. The record is from the annotation of a GenBank genome assembly. Lineage: Eukaryota; Dinophyceae; Prorocentrales; Prorocentraceae.